AUGGCCUGUGCAUUGGAAACGCUGUGCGGACAGGCUUAUGGAGCUCAACAAUACCGAAAAGUGGGAAUCCAUACCUACACUGCUAUAUUUUGUUUGAUCUUAGUAUGCAUCCCUCUGUCUCCCCUAUGGCUAUACAUGGGAAGGCUGCUUAUUUUCAGUGGUCAAGAUCCCUUAAUCUCACACGAAGCCAGUAAAUUCGUUCGGUGGCUUAUCCCGGCACUAUUCGCCUAUGCUGCUUUUCAGCCACUUGUUCGCUACUUUCAGACACAAAGUUUGAUCACUCCCUUGCUCAUAUGCUUUUGUAUCAGUCUUUUAGUACAUAUACCUCUAUGUUGGGCUCUAGUCUUCAAGUUUGGGUUAGACACUAUAGGAGGAGCAUUAGCCAUUAGCAUCUCAAGCUGGUUGAAUGUGAUCUUCCUUGCACUUUACAUGUGGCACUCUCCGACCUCCUUGAAUGGUGGUUGGUGGUCAUUUGAGCUACUUAUCCUGCUUUCUGGCCUUUUACCAAAUCCUCAUCUGGAAAUAUCCGUCCUGUCUGUAUGUCUCAACACCAUCUCAACACUUUAUGCAAUACCAUAUGGACUUGGUGCUGCAACAAGCAUUGAGAAGGAAGUGGUGGAUUAUGUGACAACCAUGACUCCCUUGGUUUGUGUGUCUGUUAUUCUUGACAGCUUACAGGGGGUGUUGCAAGGGGAUAUGGAUGGCAGCAUGUAG
Messenger RNA from Hibiscus syriacus, 714 nucleotides. RefSeq names its product protein DETOXIFICATION 11-like. Gene Ontology annotation, biological process: transmembrane transport. The record is from RefSeq and is a predicted model, not a curated record. Gene Ontology annotation, molecular function: antiporter activity; xenobiotic transmembrane transporter activity. Bases 1 to 714 code for a protein of 237 amino acids. The transcript is spliced from 5 exons. NCBI's taxonomy places the organism in Eukaryota, Viridiplantae, Streptophyta, Magnoliopsida, Malvales, Malvaceae. Gene Ontology annotation, cellular component: membrane.